Messenger RNA from Falco peregrinus (peregrine falcon), 2868 nucleotides. Its product is annotated as translation initiation factor IF-2-like. The transcript has 7 exons. Bases 1 to 1446 code for a protein of 481 amino acids. NCBI's taxonomy places the organism in Eukaryota, Metazoa, Chordata, Aves, Falconiformes, Falconidae. The record is from RefSeq and is a predicted model, not a curated record.
AUGGAUCUCAUGGAGGGCCGGAAAGUAUUGCUCUCAAAAUCCAACGAUUGUGGGCAACGCCUGGAAUUUAUGCAGCAGCCAAAAGAAUUUGUGAGAGCUGUUGGCUAUUGGGCAAAGGGCAGAGCGAAGGGAACCCUGCAGCCGCAGCGAGCAUUCCCGGGGUCCGGUGGUGUAAACUGGGAUGAGAUCCCGCCCAGUGCUCGCCCGGCCAGUGCUCAGCACAGGGUUGGUGGGGCGCUGCGGCCACCUGGCGACCGAAAGUGGGUACUGCAGCCUCCCGGUUGGGGGGAGAUCCGCUGCUGUUACCCGGCGGCCAAAAAUCGGUGCUGCAGCCCUGGCGACGCGCAUGCGCGGUGGCGCCUCCCCAGUCGGCGCUGCCGGCCGCCGUUAACGGCAUCGCGAUCCCGCGCUGCCUGCGGGGUGGUGCGGCCGGGUCCGCUGCUGCCUCCCGGUACGGAGCCGCCGCUGCCGCCCCCCGAGCGCGGUGCCGACGGGCGCUCGGCGCGCAGACCUGCAGCCCGGCGUUCGCGGCCAGCGCUGGCCCCCGCGGCGUGCGCGCUGCAGGAGCAGCACGGCGGCGCGCCGGUUCGGGCCGUGGCGGCGGCGAGGGGGGCCGGGGGCGCGGGAGAGGCGAGCGGACCCUGCGGCGGUGCGUGGGAUGGCUCCUGCCCGCCGGCCACCUCGGGGGGCGGCACGGGGGACUCCAGCCGCCCGCGAGCCGGGUGCGGGCGGCCCCGGAGGGUCCGGGGGCUGAGGGGGGGGAGGCGGGGAAGCAGGAGGCCGCCCCCCGGGCGCCGGCGCCUCCCCGGCUCGCCAGACCCCCCCGAGCCCGCCGCGGCCCCGCUCGCCCCGUGCCGCUGCCCCCGCAUCUGCUGCAGCAUGUACCCCGCAGCCGGGCCCCAGCCCCAGGUGCCCCCGGCGCUGCCGUGGCGGCCGCCCCCCCGGUCCCCCGCUGCCGCUCGGGAAGGGCCUGCGGCAGGAGCGGCUCCGGGCAGGGCCGAGCGGCGCCGGUCACGGUCACUUGUGCUUCUGUCCCUCUGCCGGGGCCGCGCCGCCUCGGGCUGGCGGGGGUUGUCCCUGCCCGGCCUCGCCCCCCGCGGCGCGGGUGCGGGAGGGGAGCGGGGGCACGGCCCGGUGUGGGCAGGAGCUGGGCCGGCCGGGGGGAGGCGGAGGAGAAGGAACCCGAGGGCAGGCGGGCAGCAGCCGCCUCCUGCUGCGGGCACAGAGAGCCUGGCCCUGCGGGGGGGGGGGGGACCAGCCCCGCAGCCCGCAGCAGCCGGGUGCCAGCGUGCACAGCGGGGUCCGUGUGUCACCCGCGGGGUCCGUGUGUCACCCACAGCCUGGGGCGGCCCCCGGUGCGCGAGGGAGCGACGCGCCGUGUCCGGGAGGCCGCGUCUUGCGAGGAAGAGCCGUGACACCGUGAAAGGAUGGGAUAAGAAAACCUGAUGCCCUGAGCACAUCAUUUCCAGAGAAACAUGUUGCCUGUACACCUUCAUUUGGGAGGAGGACAGAAUCCUCCAAUGCAGUCAUCUUAUGAAGCUGAACUGAUGCCGUCUGACUGGUUAUGUAAUAUAUCUGAAGAAAACAAGAAGGCAGAAGUCAGUCUUGAAGCCAUGUUUCAGGUUGCCGAUGAGGUGCAUUCAUCAUGCAAAGCUGAAAAGGUGGAAGUGGCACCUGUAGAGAGCCAGUAUUUGAUCCUGGAGUUUAGUGGAAAUCAGGCACUGCCUGUUAAUAGUUACGCACCUUCUUCAACUGAGGAAAGCCAGCUGGAAUGUCUCACUCCUGUAACUUCAGACACAUCAUUUCUGGUGGAAGCAGAUUGAGCGCUGAAUUUGUCUCCAUUACAGCCUUCUGACAUUCUUUGUGCUGCUGAUACCACUCUGUCUAUAGAAGCUGCUGCUGUUGCUAAAAUACUACAAGAACUUCUGACCACACAGGAAGCAGAUGAAAAAUGGAGCAAAGAACCAGAUCACCGCCCAGCUGAGUUCUCCCUCAUGUUUUUUCAGGAAGAAUUGUUCAGUCCAGAGCAGGAGAAUACUAGUGUUAAAAGUGAAUCCAGGACAUUGGAGACGGAAGAGAGACAAUUCACUUCAGGAGCUGAGCCUGUGAACAAAUCUGUAGAACAGACAGAUUCAUCUGUAAAAUCUUUCUCCAGGAAAAGACACGGUUCAGACACAGGCAACUCUCUCGGGACCUGUGAAUUUUAAAUUUGGAGUCCUUUAUGCUAAGGAUGGGCACCCUACAGAUGGCGAAAUGUUCAGCGAUGUGAGCGUUCCUACAAUUAAGUGGUGUGGAGCUGAAGGGGACUACGAUUUAAUGGUGAUGGAGCCGUUUGGACUGAGUCUUGAAGAUCUCUUCAGUUUUUGUUCAAGGAAAUUUAGUCUCGAGACAGUCCUAUUACUCGCUGACCAAAUGGUAGGAAACUGCUUUGUUGAUCUUGACAGUGCAGUAUGUUGGAAUAUUAAAAUUCCUUGAGAGAUCAGAAUCAAAUAUCUUGUUUCCGUAAUUUAGAGGUGAAUAAGCCUGUAUCAUUAAAGAAAAGACUCAAAAUUGGUUUUGUUUCUCUUAAAUACAAAGUACCCCAUCUAAAGUGAUUACAAAGUCUUAAUUGAUUUUUAAAAACCAGACUCGCGCUGUUUGCAAACCAUCUGUUGCACUGCUCAAAGACAAAAGAAAUUUGCCCGAGAAAGUUUUUGGAAACAAAUGUAAAAUAGACACAGGGAAAGAGCUGGAGAGGUUUAUGUAUUGUCUAUAGAAUUAUGUUCUCUUCAAUGCCCUUAUAUUUUACAAUAAAAAGUUUCAUUACCUCUUUUAUCGUUAAGACAAUGUUGCUAGUGUUUUUAUAAGGAAAAAAGUGUAUGCCUAGUC